AAACACACCCGAGCCCCAAAACGCUGAUUGGCUCUUGCUCACUGACGCGGAAAGCCAACUCGCACACUGAUUGGCUGGAGUCAUCCAGAUGCCUGAGAGCGCCAGAAAACAAGCUUGAGCGGGUGAUACUGAAGUCUCCCCGGGAUAGAGCGAGAGAACCGGACAGGAGGCUCAGAAGAGAGGAGGUACAGGAUCAGGAGGACUACCCGCUUAUUUUUGAAGAGGGAAACUAGCUGCUAUGUUCGUCUGAAGAAAGAACACUCUGACAAGUGUGUGGAGCCUCAUUGGAACAUUUAAUCCACUCAUCCAGCAGCAGAAAAAGUUUUUCCAGAUGGAAGUUGAAUGUCUGGCACUGAAAGACCUCACAAGUCCCAAGAAGAAAAGUUUCCCCCUGGAGCCAGAGGAGGAUGGGGGCCAAAGUGAACAAAAGGAGAACAUCUGCACCGACAGAAAAAAAUCCACGCCCCUGAAAUCUGCAGAAUCCCCCGUCCCAUUCCUGCUCUUCAGAAAAGUUGCCACCCCCGACCUCGCCCACAUCACCCCGAUCAAACACACUGCGCUUGCUGAACCCUGGACACCCACGGCCAACCUGAAGAUGCUGAUCAGUGCGGCGAGCCCAGACAUCCGGGACAGAGAGAUGAAGAAGGUGCUGUUCAGACCAAUAGAGAAUGAGAAGGAAAAGCCGGAAAGUCCACAAGCGGUGGUGGAGGACGCAGAGGUGGAGGACUCUUGUCAGUUUGAAGCAGCAGAUGAGGAGGAAGACGCAGACAAAAAGCCGAGCAGGAAGCAAAAGAGUCUUGGUCUGCUCUGCCAGAAGUUCCUGGCCCUCUACCCUGAUUAUCCCCCGCCACACAAACCCAUCUGUAUCUCACUGGACGAGGUGGCUUCCAGUCUUGGAGUGGAGCGGCGGCGGAUCUACGACAUUGUCAACGUGCUGGAGUCUCUCAUGAUCGUAGGCCGGAUAGCCAAGAACAGCUACACUUGGUACGGUCGCCAGCGGCUGGAAGUCACGCUGGAGGAUCUGCAGAGGAGGGGUCUGCAGCAGGGCUACCACCUGCAGAUGGAGGCAGCCGCUGAGGCCAGAGUACCAGGGUGUGAGGAUGACGGGGCAGAAGGAGACGCUGGCAAUGCAGGAGGCAACAGGAAAGACAAAUCUCUGCGAAUCAUGAGUCAGAAGUUCGUCAUGCUCUUCCUCGUGUCCAAAACUCAAACGGUCACUCUGGACGCAGCCGCAAAAAUCCUCAUCGAGGAGAGCCAGGACUCAUCGAGCCACAGCAAGUACAAAACUAAAGUGAGGAGGCUGUACGACAUCGCUAACGUGCUGACCAGCCUGGACCUCAUCAAAAAGGUCCACGUCAGGGAGGAGAGAGGCAGGAAGCCGGCCUUCAAAUGGCUCGGCCCGGUUGAGUUUAAGAACUCUGGAGUCGUCCCUCUGCCCGGAGUCAUACAGUCCAUAACAAUUGAGGACAUCAGACAGUUUAAGAUGCAGCGUCACGCCUCCUUCAACGUCACACCGACCCCUGUGGCCGUCCAGCGGCAGGUCAACUCUGCACCCAGCAGUCCACGACGAGAACUUAAAGUUCUACAAAACCAGCCUGUGGAUUAUUCCAAAAAGACUACGAGCAACAACGCAGCAUGUCGAGUGAAGUUUGAAAACAGCACAGAGAUCCGUCCUCACGCAGCCCUGCAGAUCCCCUGCAGCAGCAGCAGCUCAAUGCCUCCGUCCGCCUCCCACCCCGCCCUGCUGGCACCCUCCCUCCACCCAGAGCACCUCUUCACAAACCCCCCCUCCCCCCACUGCUUGGCCUACCUGCCCAGCCUGUCCCAGCCCUCCGUGGUCAUGCUGUACAGAGCGCCAGACAAGCCUGAAGGUCAAAGGUCGCCUGGGGCGGAGUCUGAGGAGGGAAGGAAGAGAAGGAGGGAAGAGGAGGAGGAGGAAGGGGUGGUGAAGAAGAAGGGAACAUCUGGGUUAGAGAUGAGGACUGAAGCUCACAGGGAAUCAGCACAGAGCACCAGGACUUCUCCCAAACACCCAGCAGGUCUCUCCAGAGAGCAGGGAGUCCCUGAGAGUGUGAACAGCAGCAACGAGCCGGCUCAGCCAUCACACUACCUCUAUGUGCCCAACAAUGCAGGUCUGAACAGCUUCAACUUCCUCCUCUCUGCGGGUCAGACAUCAGCCGGUCUUGCACUUCCCCCCAGCAGCAUCCCGUCCCUGCCUCUGCCGUACAUCCUGGUGCCCUCUGCAGCGCUCCCUCACUACCCCCUCGUGGCUGGCGGUCUGCAGCAGCAGGGCUCUGAUGCACACAACAAACUGAGCUUCAGCCUGCCCGCUGUGAUGUCACCCGCACAUUUCAUGGUCGGGGCGGCGCCGUUCGGCUUUGCGGCGGCUUCAGAAGUCGGCAGGUCUCCGGCUACGGCUCCGUCCACGCCUGAACAGAGCAGAGUGUACGGGGCCGUCUCAGGAGCUCCACAGUCUCCUUCAGGACCAUGCCACACUGUCUGCAUCAACACACCAGAACCACUGACUCCUCAUACUCCAAAGGAAACCACUCCGUCUGCCUCCAAGGCUUUCUUCCAGACCCCGGGCACUCUGGGAAACGUAGUCAGCGCCGUGCCAGCUGCCCGAAGACGAGGCUCCGCUCAGAGGAGGCUGGACGUCGGCCACCCUCCUCCAACCUGUUAGAUUCAACGUGUGGAGAGAGAUUAGCUCUUUGUCCUGAAUGUGAAAACUGUGGUUACAAACCGUUGGUGCUUUGUGAGUUUAUUAUUAAUAAAUUAAGUUUCCUUUAAAAAAAAAAAUCUAAAUUAACCGAAGAUUCCCCCGUGAGACGUAGAAACAUUUGAAGCAGGAGUUAUUUGAACCAUCUUAAGGGAAUCUUAAUUUUAAACCCUUUUGUUUUGGGUUGUUUGUUAACAGUUCAAAGUGCCUCGUGGUUCCAUUAUGAGACACUACAUUUCAGAGUGAAUGACUGAAGCAGUAUUGCCAAUGUGACAGUGCCCUCCUGUGGUGGGAGUGGGUCACUGCUGUGUUUUUAUAUGUCAGCCUUCCCCCCCCAAAAAAGAUCACGCUACCUAAUCCCCAUCACUUGUGUAUUAUAGCCCACUACUAUUUAUAUUUAGAUAAUAUAUGUGGAUUACAGGUACUGUAAUGGAACAUUUUAGCACUAAGUAUUUGACUGUUUAUAUCAGAGAGGUUGUGAAGCUGGCCCCUGAAGGUUUUGUUACAUCGUCCAGGUAUAAAAGGAAAUCCAUCCGCUGCUGAUCACAGCUGUAGAAUGAGAGCAGCGUCCUCUCGACUCAUUUCAGAAAUCACUAAAGCCUUAAUGUUUACAGCCUGUUUGUAUCUCACGGAGCAGCUGAAUGCACAGCAGAAAUGUGAACCGUGCAGCUUGUUUUUACUGAAUGUCUGUAACUGAAGUGCUCGAUGGUUAAACGUGGAACUCUUUAGUGUCGUUUCAGAAGACUAAGGGGUGACGUGAUGUGACAAUGCUCUCAGGUACUUGAAUAUGUGUGACUUUGUGGAGAUAUCAGAGUACUGUAAAGAUAUUUUAUCCCUCGGAAGAUAAAAAAUCUGUUUGUUGAAACCAGAGCCUGAUCUUUGUAUGCACAUUUUAGGGUUGAGAGGACGUUUUCAUCCAAAAAGUGUAGACGUUGCUUCACCUGUCAGCUUCAGGCAGGUCUGUAACAGCUGUGUAAUCAUUAAGGGUGAAUGCAUCAGGUCAGAAAUACAACUUUACAGAAGGAGCUCAAUAGAAAUGGACCGUUUUUAAUGAGUGACAUGCUUUAAAGCCACAGGACUCCAUUUAUAAAAACAGAUGCUGUCUGCAUGAUUGUGUAUUGUAAGGACAUUGCACUAGAACCUAACUUGAAAAUCUGUAAAAGAAGUGACACGAUACUCAAAACAAGCAACUCUGUGUUGUGCACAGUAAUCUUGCAGGUCUUGUUUGUGGAGUCUGGUGGCUGUAAAGUUUGCAUUUUUAAAGAUUUUUGUGGUUAAAUGAGAAAAAAAGUUAUCACCUCAUCUAAAGUAAUGCUGUAGGGAUGCUCUGUCAUGCUGUAGGACAAUAAAGCGGCAUUAACAACACUUUCAAAGGUCGUACUUUGAUCGGCUACAUUCCCAUUAAGGGUCAUGUUACUCCCUUAUUUGUGGCUGCAAGCUGGAUCAAUCUAUCGGAGCUAUUCUGAAACUUUGCACCAGUCGUUUACAUCCUCUUCCUGCAAAUACUCCUCAUAAUGUCUUUUUUAACACCUCUGUUCAUCCUGCACACAGCCCUCAAUAUGUCGUCUACAUUCAGGGGUUAAAUGUGGAACCUGAAGGCCCCGACCUUUGACCCCGUACAGUUUCACUCAGGUUGUGCAGGGACUGUUCAGAAUAGCUCCUCGGUUACAAACCCUCUUCCCGUUUACAUCCCGGCAUUAAACAUUGGUGCUACUCACGUAAUCAUUCAGGGGAGUUCAGUGACGUCACACCAAAGGGUGCACGGAUAAUCCACUCUGAGUGGGUAUGUAAUGUACAGUUUCAUGUCUGUAAUUAUUUUGUACAUUGUAUUCAUAGUGUCAUGUAUACUUUCCACAUGCAGCUUGUUUCUGUUUUUAAAUACUGAUCCCUGCACUGCUAGUUUUAGUGUCUGCUGGUCUAACUUCUACAAAACUCAGAGCUUCAAUCUGCAGUUUGAGCCUGACUGGUUCUCUAUUGUACAACUUUCACAAACUUAUUAAAAAUGUUCAGUGCUAAUGAG
Messenger RNA from Notolabrus celidotus (New Zealand spotty), 4739 nucleotides. RefSeq names its product E2F transcription factor 7 (gene e2f7). Gene Ontology annotation, biological process: regulation of transcription by RNA polymerase II. Gene Ontology annotation, cellular component: RNA polymerase II transcription regulator complex. The record is from RefSeq and is a predicted model, not a curated record. Bases 332 to 2683 code for a protein of 783 amino acids. Lineage: Eukaryota; Metazoa; Chordata; Actinopteri; Labriformes; Labridae. Gene Ontology annotation, molecular function: DNA-binding transcription factor activity, RNA polymerase II-specific; RNA polymerase II cis-regulatory region sequence-specific DNA binding. The transcript is spliced from 13 exons.